Leptosia nina is the source of this 738-nucleotide messenger RNA. NCBI's taxonomy places the organism in Eukaryota, Metazoa, Arthropoda, Insecta, Lepidoptera, Pieridae. The record is from the annotation of a GenBank genome assembly.
AUGGCAAAUUGGUGGACCCGUGCGGAAUUGUUAGUAGGCGAGCAUGAGGGAUGUGCUGCAUCUCGCAUGUGGCGCAGUGCUUGUUCAACUCUUGUUGUGCCGCACUCAGAUCGAGCUUGGGAUGAGAUCUGUUCUGCAUCACCCCCAGACUCGGUCUGGCAUUCACUGAGGAACUGUGUUGCUUAUCAGGCUGGUAUAUGGCAGAGUUUACUGCUAAAAGGCAUGGAUGAUGUAAUACAGCCCGCUGCAUUUAAACUGGCAAUUGUAUUAAGACACACACCAUCAGAACUUACAGUGCGGCUGCUGGCUGAUAUGCUGCGGUUACAUCCACAAUCACAAGAUUUAAUGUCAUAUGUCCUAUCUCUUCUAACUGAUGACUCACCUUGGUGUGGCUCUUGUAGGGAGUCAGAUGAAUCAGGGGAAGGUUCGGGAGAAAACAUUGCGGGGGAAGGAGCACCCUUAAGAGAUUUGCAGUUAUUCGGUGACUGUGAGCUUGCUGUGCUUGCUGCUUCACGUGAAGAAUACGAUGCCCACGCGAAGCGACAACGCGCAGAGUACAGCGCGAUAACUCAACAACACUAUGUUGAACUACGGAUCAAGAUAUUAAACCAGUUGGUGCAAACCCCAAAGAUCUACCAGACACCUGAGUUUGAGUGUUUCGAGGCGGCUGCGAGAGAAAAUGUGGAACGAGAGAUUUGCACACUGCGAGAGCAUUUACUCACCGGGAGACAUGACUAG